AUUAAAAAAAGGAGUGUGCAAAGACCAAAGAUGUCUUUAUGGCGGAGACUGGUAUAUAUUCCCCAAUUCCCACCAACAAAUCCUGACCGUUCAAUUCUCAACCUCACAAUAAAACCACAGAUCUCAUACUCAAAGCAAACCCUCUCUCCCUUUUCCUCCAUACUCGAACAAGCCAACAAACUCUUCUUCUCGCCGCGCUUUAUCAUCGUUCAAUUUUGACUAAAUUAAGCGAUCGAAGAUGUUUGGGAGGGCACCGAAAAAGAGCGACAACACGAAGUACUAUGAAAUCUUAGGUGUUCCUAAAACUGCUGCACAAGAAGAUCUCAAGAAAGCUUACCGUAAAGCUGCUAUUAAGAAUCAUCCUGAUAAGGGAGGUGAUCCUGAAAAGUUUAAAGAGCUUGCACAAGCUUAUGAGGUUCUGAGUGAUCCCGAGAAGCGUGAGAUAUAUGAUCAGUAUGGAGAAGAUGCUCUCAAGGAAGGAAUGGGCGGUGGAGGUGGUGGACACGACCCAUUUGAUAUUUUCUCAUCUUUCUUUGGUGGCAGCCCAUUUGGUGGAGGUGGUGGAAGCAGCAGAGGAAGAAGACAAAGAAGAGGAGAGGAUGUUGUCCACCCUCUCAAAGUUUCUCUGGAGGAUCUGUACAAUGGAACAUCAAAGAAGCUUUCACUAUCUCGCAAUGUAUUGUGCCCGAAGUGCAAGGGGAAAGGAUCUAAAUCAGGUGCUUCAAUGAAGUGUUCUGGCUGUCAAGGGUCUGGAAUGAAAGUCACUAUUAGACAACUUGGCCCAUCCAUGAUCCAGCAGAUGCAGCACCCUUGCAACGAGUGUAAGGGUACUGGUGAGAUGAUCAAUGAUAAAGAUAGGUGUGGGCAGUGUAAAGGUGAGAAGGUUGUGCAGGAGAAGAAGGUGUUGGAAGUUGUUGUCGAGAAGGGUAUGCAGAAUGGACAGAAGAUCACAUUCCCGGGCGAGGCUGAUGAAGCACCUGAUACCGUCACUGGGGACAUAGUUUUUGUCUUGCAACAGAAGGAACAUCCCAAGUUUAAGCGGAAGGGAGAUGAUCUCUUUGUAGAGCACACCUUGAGCUUAACCGAGGCCCUGUGUGGUUUCCAGUUCAUCUUGACUCACCUAGAUACCAGGCAGCUGAUCAUCAAGUCCCAACCCGGAGAAGUUGUCAAACCUGAUCAAUUUAAGGCCAUAAAUGAUGAAGGAAUGCCGAUGUACCAAAGGCCAUUUAUGAGAGGAAAACUAUACAUUCACUUCACCGUAGAAUUCCCCGACACAUUAUCCCUCGAGCAAUGCAAGAACCUUGAAGCAGUAUUGCCACCAAAACCCAAAACCCAAAUGACUGAUAUGGAAUUGGACGAGUGCGAGGAGACCACGUUACAUGAUGUUAACAUCGAAGAGGAGAUGCGUAGGAAGCAGCAACAGGCCCAAGAGGCAUACGACGAAGACGAUGAAGACAUGCAUGGUGGUGCACAGAGAGUUCAAUGUGCACAACAGUAAUUUGGUAACACGGAAUUAACGUCACGAUUCAACUCUUGUUUUCACGUAUUUGUAAUGACAUUACUAGCUUAUAAAUUUCGAGUUUUGAAUUUGCUAAUCUAUACUGUUAACGUUACAAACAUAUUAUUGAAAUAUUUUGUCGAAGAAUUGAUAUAAAGAGGAAAUAAAUUGGUGUGCUUUGUCUUGUGA
Messenger RNA from Solanum lycopersicum (tomato), 1687 nucleotides. RefSeq names its product dnaJ protein homolog. Gene Ontology annotation, cellular component: cytosol; cytoplasm. Gene Ontology annotation, molecular function: Hsp70 protein binding; ATP binding. Gene Ontology annotation, biological process: protein refolding; response to heat. The record is from RefSeq and is a predicted model, not a curated record. NCBI's taxonomy places the organism in Eukaryota, Viridiplantae, Streptophyta, Magnoliopsida, Solanales, Solanaceae.